UCGGUAGAAGAAGACAACGCAAGAAGAAGAAUAUCUUCAGACAAGAAUUAAUUAGAAGACAGAGAUCUUCUAGUUACAAGAUCCAUGGAAGUCCUACCGAGUUCGGAUUCUCCCGUUAAAGAUGAUGUUGCUGCUUCUUGUCCUGAAGAUGGAUGUGGCCAUGAAACCCGAAAGGUCGGAUUCCGAAAACAAAGACACGAGAGCGGUCGACAUUCAUCUCCACCCACCUCCAAGACCAAUAACAUGACCGGAAAGAAAGAGGGUGAUUAUGAACUCGAGACCGCCAAGGCAGAGAUGAGCGAGGUGAAGGAAGAGAACGAGAGGCUGAAAAUGAUGCUCGAAAGGAUCGAAAACGACUACAAGUCUCUCAAGCUCAGAUUGUUUGACGUAAUCCGACAGGACAAAACUUCAGCCAAGCCGGUUCGAGAAUCUCUUACGGAUCAAGAUCUGUGUCCGUCCGACCAAGAACAUGAGCUCGUGUCGCUCUCCCUGGGGAGAAGAAGUUCUUCCCCAAUCUCCAAGAAAGAAGAGAAAAUAGGUUCAACCAACUCAGGAGCCAUAGAGAACGAAGAGCUGACCAAAGCCGGCUUGACUCUUGGGUUUGGCAGCGACGGUCCUAGCCCGAACACAGGGGCAUCUACCGAGAACGUAGUGAACUCGAGCCGGGAAAACAGUUUGGAAGAGAGGAAUAACAAGGAGGAAGAAGCUGGGGCGGAAACUUGGCCCCCAAGAAAAGUUGCCGGGAAGAGAAGCCCUGAUGGCGAUGCAGAUGAUAUUGGUCAGCAAAAUCAGGUUAAGAGAGCUAGGGUCUGUGUUAGAGCAAGAUGUGACACACCAACGAUGAAUGAUGGAUGCCAAUGGAGGAAAUACGGACAAAAGAUCGCAAAAGGAAAUCCAUGUCCACGAGCUUACUAUCGUUGCACAGUUGCAGCCGGUUGCCCCGUCAGAAAACAGGUUCAAAGAUGUGCAGACGACAUGUCCAUACUGAUAACAACCUACGAAGGAACACACAACCACACUCUCCCACUGUCGGCAACCGCCAUGGCCUCCACCACCUCGGCGGCCGCCUCCAUGCUCCUCUCCGGAUCCUCCGCGUCAGCUCAGACAACCGCCACCACGUCAGCUUCCGAGAUGAUCGGAACUGGCUUCAACUUCAAUAUCUACGAUAAUUCAAGAUUCGCCAAUAAGCCCUUCUAUUCCCCGGCCGCCACCGUUCUCUCUCCGUUGCACCCUACCGUCACUCUAGACCUCACUGCUCCACAGCCACCGUCUUCUUCGCUGUCUUCUUUGAGUUUCAACAGAUUCUCAAGCUCUACUUCCUCACGGAGAUUCCCCUCCACUAGCUUUAGUUUCUCUUCUUCAUCAGAUUCGGCGGCAGUCAAUCUUCCCGCCAUGUGGGGUAACGCAAAUGGGUACACGUAUUCUAGCUUAGUUCCCUACAGCAAUGUCCAAUCCGGACAACCUAAUACUCUAAACAUAGCUAAACCAGCAACACAGAAUCCACAAACACUGACCGAAACCCUAACAAAAGCACUUACUUCUGACCCAAGUUUCCAGUCCGUGAUCGCUGCGGCCAUCUCAACAAUGGUUGGGUCGGGGAACGGGGAUCAACAAAACGGGCAGAAUCUGAUACAGAAGAUGAACGCACAGAUCAACAAUUCGCCAAGCAAUCAACAAACGGCGAAUAGUAACAAAGCAGGGUGUGGAGGGUAUUUCAGCAGCUUAUUGCUGUCGAAUAUGGGGAAUCCUCAGACGGGAGGGCCGUCAGAACAGACGUCGUCGCAGUUGCCGUUUUCUAUCUUCAAGAACACUUCUUCGAGUACCACGACUAGUUUUGUGAACAAAGACGACAAGAGUUGAUUCAGACAUUUAGAUUCUAUAGUUUUUUUUUUUUUUUUUUUUUUUCGCGAGUAUCUUGCUGUGUUUAUUGGCACCGAACCGAAUGCAAACUCUUCAAAUGUAAAAUUUCGCCACAACCCCAAAAGGCAAUACAAUACUGUCUUUGGAAUGUGUGCUUAAAAUAAUCCUUCUCCGCCAUA
This is a messenger RNA of Tarenaya hassleriana, 2039 nucleotides long. Its product is annotated as probable WRKY transcription factor 72. NCBI's taxonomy places the organism in Eukaryota, Viridiplantae, Streptophyta, Magnoliopsida, Brassicales, Cleomaceae. Gene Ontology annotation, biological process: regulation of DNA-templated transcription. The coding region runs from base 85 to 1860 and encodes 591 amino acids. The record is from RefSeq and is a predicted model, not a curated record. The transcript has 6 exons. Gene Ontology annotation, molecular function: DNA-binding transcription factor activity; sequence-specific DNA binding.